AUGGAUGGAAACGUAUCAGACGAUGAAGUCCCCACUCUAGUCCAACCAGAGACUAACACCAAAGUCCUCAACGACCAAGAUGAGGAAAUACCCAAUCUUGUGGCGACCUCGGAGGAGGUACCCCAGAGUAAAGUGCCCAUCACCAUAGUUACAGGUUAUCUUGGUGCGGGAAAGACGACUUUGCUCAACUAUAUUUUGACUGAGCAACAUGGAAAGAAGAUUGCCGUCAUUCUGAAUGAGUUCGGUGACUCAAUUGACAUCGAAAAACAACUCACUGUCUCCGACGCAAACUCUACAUCCGCCCAACCCGCUCCCUUUGUGCCCCUCGCAAACGGCUGCAUAUGCUGCUCUGUAAAAGACAUCGGCGUAGCAGCCAUCGAGAACCUAAUGGAGCAAUCCGGCCUAUUCGACUACAUCCUGCUCGAAACAACCGGCCUAGCCGACCCCGGAAACAUCGCACCAAUGUUCUGGCUCGACGAUGGCCUGGGCAGCAGCAUCUUCCUCGACGGCAUCGUCACCCUCGUCGACGCAAAGAACGUGCUAAAGAGCCUAGACGAAGGCCUCGGCGACGAGGAAAACAUUGAAGAGAGGAAGAAAGCAUCGCAUGACGAACACGGCCCCCUACUUACAACAGCACACUUGCAAAUCAGCCACGCAGACGUCAUCAUCAUCAAUAAAACCGACCUGGUCUCUGCGCAAGAACUCGAACAAGUCACCGAGCGAAUCCGGUCGAUCAACGGCCUCGCUCGCAUCAAGACGACGACGAAAAGCCAAGUCCCGCAGCUUGAAGGACUGGUGUUGGACCUCCAUGCCUACGAUGAAGUCACAGACACAGAUCUGCAAUUCGCGAGUAAAGGACAUAGCCACCUCGACCCCACAAUCACCACUUCAACAAUCUCCUUCCCGGCUUUAAUCCGCGACCAAGUCGACAAGUUCGAUCUCUUCCUCCGCACUAUUCUAUGGGAGGAGACGCUACCGAAUGAAACUGCACACAAGCCUUUUGAGAUCCAUCGCUUGAAGGGACGCGUUCCGGUCAAGGACGGCAAGAUACUUCUCACACAGGGUGUAAGGGCCAUCUACGAUACGAAUGAGUUUGAUGCCAAGCCCGAAGAUGGGGCGCAGGAGUCGAAGUUGGUUUUGAUUGGGAGGGCUGUGGAUCAGGAGGCGUUUAGGCAGAGUUUGGUGGCUACGUUGGGUGGUGGGCAGUGA
This is a messenger RNA of Alternaria triticimaculans, 1209 nucleotides long. RefSeq lists its product as uncharacterized. Gene Ontology annotation, cellular component: cytoplasm. The record is from RefSeq and is a predicted model, not a curated record. The transcript has 2 exons. NCBI's taxonomy places the organism in Eukaryota, Fungi, Ascomycota, Dothideomycetes, Pleosporales, Pleosporaceae. Bases 1 to 1209 code for a protein of 402 amino acids.